GUCCUUGAACAGUUGAUGUUUAAACAUGCCAUAUUAUUUGAAACACACUCGUAUAACUAUUAAAACAACUAUGGACUUUUAUGUGUAUAAAUGCUUGACGAUCGAUGCUCGGUUCUUAGUCCAAAUUUUGAUCCAUUAAUUCUCAUAGAUUCCAUCACAAAUCUUCCAUUAAGUGAUAAGCUGGAUGUUUUUUAUUCUAGUCUCACUAAAGACGUGGAAGAUGAGAAACUUUUAAAGACACUUUUUGAGGUAAAGGACUCAAAAAUAUCUCUUGGUAACCUUUCACACGCAAUUUAUCUCUUGCCAUGGUCGGUUCAACCGGUAAAUGAAUGCCUAAAGAAUAGAGCUGCCUCGGUUUUAAAUGAUAGUUCAGAAAAGCACACCCCAAACUUGAAAAAUUUAUUGCAACAUUUUGUCGCAAGAACAAAGUAUGAAGCAAGGCUCUCUGAAUAUUUACUAGGUCUUCGUUUUACAGGAUAUUCUUAUCUACGGAAUGCAUGUUACAAUUACUUAAGAUGUGUAUAUGAUUCAAAUAAAAGGGUUACUGUGGUAUGUAAAAGCGGUAACAGUAUAUCAGCACCUAUACGAUACAAGGGUAACCUAGAUCUUUUUGACAGAAAGUUAAACAUUCUUCUAGCGAACGUUCAAACGGAUAGAAAUAACAGGAUGUCAUUUAUGUUUAUAAGCAAUAAUUCGAUUAUAUCAAUAUUCACCUAGAUCUUGGACAGGUUGUCUUUGAUAAAUGCUCUCGAUUCAUCAUGCAAGAGUAGGAAUAUACUUUGCUUUGUUUUGAAUUUGCACAUUGCUAUCGAUUUAUUUACACAUGUUCUUAAAAUCUUCUCACACUUUGUCAAUUCAUCUGUGUG
Molecule: messenger RNA, 866 nt
Organism: Theileria equi strain WA
Lineage: Eukaryota; Apicomplexa; Aconoidasida; Piroplasmida; Theileriidae
Exons: 4
Coding region: 91-717 (208 amino acids)
Source: RefSeq, a predicted model, not a curated record